AAUUAUAUUUAUUAUUUUGUAGGUAGAAAUACCUUGUUUGGAGGUUCUGAAUAUCAUAUCUAUUCCAAAUAUUGAAACUUUGUCCAUCGUGGCUCCAUCCCUAAACAGGUUGUACAUUUUUAGUUGUAACAGCUUAAGAUAUGUCUUCUCGGAGAGCUUCUUGAUGAGUAUUUCUUAUCUUGAAAAUUUAUCCAUUAAACAUUGCAAAAUGUUGAAGGGACUAAUAGGAGUGUCGAAGUGUGUAGAAGAGGAGUCAAAAAAAUCAAUUGAAUUCUCUAAUUUGAAGAGAUUGGAUCUCGUAUCCUUAGACAAAUUAACGAGUUUUGUCAUGGAGAUUAACAAUUUGGACGAUGAAGAAGAAAAGUCGCAGAAAAGAACACUAUUUGAUCAUGAUGAGGUCUCGUUUCCUUGCUUAGAUGUGUUGUAUAUAUGUGAAUUGCCAAAGAUAAAUUAUAUAGUAGGAUGGAAAGAGGGAGGGAGACAGGGAAAAGAACAUCAUAAUAAGAUAUUUCAUGUAUUAAGUAAAUUGGAGUUGUAUUAUCUAAGCAAUUUAAUACAUGUGUAUGAAAUCAACCAGCCAGGACUAGGAGUGCUUUUAUUUCAAAACUUGAGAAACUUGAGAAUUGAAGAAUGUGGGAAAUUGAGAUAUUUGUUUUCGGAGAAUAUAGGUAGAGUCGCUGUCAAGCACCUUAGGUGGCUAUGUAUUUGUAAAUGUCCAAUGAUGGAAGUGGUGAUGAAGAAUAUUGAGGAGGAAUUAAUAGUAGAGGAUCAUGAUGAUGAUGAUAAAACUGGAGUAGGAGGAGGAAGUAAUAGUCAUUUCUUUCCAGUCCUUGAGAGAUUGAUACUUUUGAAUCUAUCAGGUUUGGGGAGCUUUUGUGAUGUUGCUGAUACUUGGGAGUUGCCAUCACUACAGAAUCUUACUGUAUCAUACUGUCCCAAGCUAGAGGCACUCUCUCCCGGCUCUUUGGAUUCUCCAAUGCUUGACAGACUCCAAUAUAAUAAUAAUUAUAUCAACACUGUAAAUGUAAAGGAUACUUGGAAAGGUGACAUUAACGCUUUAUUGCGUCAUAUCAAGGUCCACACAAAGAAUCGAAAUCGACUUACGACCGAAAAGAUGAAUGAUUUGGUUUAUGUCAAAUUUAACUCAAAGUUAUUUUAUAAGAAGAAAAGGAAUGACAUCCUAGAAGCUAGUGAUUACAACAAAGCUCAACAUAUGAUGGUUGAUGGAGUACAAGACGUUGAGUCGGAUGUUGAUGAGGAGAUUGAUCCCAUUACCGGAGCGACACAUAUGGAGGUUGGUGACGUUGUCCAAUUGAGAGAACCUUGCGAAGAAGAAGAAUUUGUAUCGGAACCAGAAGACAUUGAUGAAAAUAAUGAUGCUGAGUGUAGAUGA
Impatiens glandulifera is the source of this 1393-nucleotide messenger RNA. RefSeq lists its product as uncharacterized. The record is from RefSeq and is a predicted model, not a curated record. The transcript has 3 exons. The coding region runs from base 164 to 1393 and encodes 409 amino acids. NCBI's taxonomy places the organism in Eukaryota, Viridiplantae, Streptophyta, Magnoliopsida, Ericales, Balsaminaceae.